Molecule: messenger RNA, 483 nt
Organism: Zymoseptoria tritici IPO323
Lineage: Eukaryota; Fungi; Ascomycota; Dothideomycetes; Mycosphaerellales; Mycosphaerellaceae
Exons: 3
Coding region: 1-483 (160 amino acids)
Source: RefSeq, a predicted model, not a curated record
AUGGCUAUCAAGGGCGGUCUGUUACGUCUGGUCAAGAUCGGCUGCUACCUCGUAGCCUUCUGCUGUGCAUCGGUCAUCACCGGAGCCUUUGCCUGGUUCUGCGUCGACCGCGAUGAAUUCGAAGACCGCAACCUCGCAUCCCUCGUCAUCGGAGCCGUCACCAUGUUCUACACCCUCGUCGCCGCACUCUUCACCUGCUGCACCGCUGGCAUCUCCUUCUUCGCCGUCAUCAGCAUCUUCUUGGACAUCGUCUUCGCGGCCUUGAUGAUCGCCGUGGCCGCCAUCAACAGCUCUGCAACGAAUGGCUGCGACAGACGGCCGUAUCCUCGCAUCAUCUACAGAGGAUCUCGGCUCAUGGAUUGCGAACUUUUCGUGGCUGCUUUCGCCGUGGCCAUCGUCGCGAUCUUCAUGUUCAUUGUGACUGCGGUCACUCAGGUGCUCAUUCGAGGACACAGCCGAAAGACUCACGUCAGCAAGGCUUAA